GUUGACCAGACGUACGCCAUUCAUCUCCGAUUGGUCCCGCGAUCAGUGUGGUCCCAUUGCUGGCGUUUCAUAAUCGCGGUGAUGGCACAAGCAUCAGAUCAUUUCUAUCCGACACCGAUGAGUAAUAGCUGGCCAUGCCUUGCGGCUGCCACCUGGUCGUUCAUCCUACUCUCAUUGAUAUGCUUCGGGGGCGCAGAUCGCGCGGAGGGCAUCUUCUCUGCAAAGAUCGGCAAGGUCACUUUUCCUGACCAGGUGCAAGAUCCAAAGUUCCGAGUGAGGUUUCUGUCGGAGAAGAGCGCGAUAAACAGACGUGAGAAGCUUAUGGCGGCGCAUCCGGACCAAACCAUCAUGAUGACGGAUAAGAAGGGCAAGAAGUUCAUGUGUCUUCUUCCCCACCGCACUCACGGUGACGGCACCGGGAGGGGCGCCGGAGAUUUCACUCCAGGGAAUGUAACAGAAGAUAAUACUACUCCGUUGAAACCCGAACAGUCCGGGUCUGAUGACUUCAGGUCGUCCGCCAAGUCGGCAGAGGAUCUGCUGAGUGCGCUACGAGGGCAAUGUUUCCAUGUAGUGAUCGACUAUUGGUGGACCUACGAAUACUGCUUCAAAAAGAGUUUGCGACAGUAUCAUCGCGACAACAACAAGAUUGCGCAAGAGUUUCACUUGGGAAAGUACGAUAAAGAGGCGACAGCAGCACUCCAAGCGUCUUCGCCUGAGGCAUUUGUGCAGAAGGAUCUGCAAUCCCACUCCUCGGAGAGCAGGUACCACGUGCACAUGAUGACGAAUGGAACGCCCUGUGACCUGACCGCUAAGCCAAGGCAGACAGAGGUCAGGUUCUUUUGCUCUGACUCGGCCACCGGCAUCUCACCGGCCAUCUCUGACUCAAAUUUUGCAAUAGAAGAGCCAUCGACGUGCUCGUAUGUCUGGACGAUCUACUCUCCCCACUUAUGCAAGAACCCAGUUUUUCAGCAGAAAAAGAAGCCUCUGAACACCAUUGAGUGUUUCCCGCUUGGGGAAGGGAACCUCGAACAGGCUGUUGCAAGAUCGUGAGUCAAAAAAAAUUUGAAACUUGAAAAGUGUCUAGCGAGGAGAGCAACGAGCUGUCACGAGUGUGCAAUGCUGUGUACACUUCAAUUCACGAGUGCAUGAAAAAGCUUGUUUCUUGCAUGAAUGCUACUUAUAUGAAAGAAACCAAACCACCUGGGUCUGUUUCUGCUAAGGACAACCUUUUCACACUACCCGGUACUAAACGAGGAUUUUUCGUUAUUUCGUUCUUUUUCUUCUUCUUCUCCUCUCUCUCUCUCUCUCUCUCUCUCUCUCUCUCUCUCUCUCUCUCUCUCUCUCUCUCUCUCUCUCUCUCUCUUGCUAUGGGUGAUGCAAUCUCUCUGUCGCACAGUGAUUGUUGCUAAUCGUGCUAUGCUCAACCGCACUGUGGUCUUCUCUUCUCACGAAUCCAAGUGCUUUAACAAAGGUACGUCAAAGUG
Chara braunii is the source of this 1484-nucleotide messenger RNA. The record is from the annotation of a GenBank genome assembly. NCBI's taxonomy places the organism in Eukaryota, Viridiplantae, Streptophyta, Charophyceae, Charales, Characeae.